CUACCAGCUUAACAUGGCAGCCGAGUCUGUGACUGUUUCGCCAUCCCAGGUUGAAGAUGCUAGAACGUAUCUUCAGAAGCAUCAAAUUGUGGAUCUGUUCAACAAUAUAACAUCUCAGCUCAUAUACUCGAGGCCAGAUGAGCCAAAAAAGUUUAUCACAGACAUACUGGAAAGAAUUCAGAGAUCCAGGUCUAGUCAUUUAGACCUUCCCUGUAUCUUUGAUGAGAGCAACAUUGUAUCUGUGUUUGGCAUGCUUGACCCAACUGGAUCUGGUUUCAUCAAUUUAAAACAGUACCAUGAAGCACUAAUCACUCUGGGAGUGAAAGAUAUUAAUCAAGAGCCGAAAGGUCAUGAUUCCAACAAAAUCAGCAUGGAUGUCUUUGUUGAAGAGGCGAAGAAAGGUCUUGCUAGAGCAUCAGCUACAUUCCAAAACGAAGAAAGUUUAUGAAACAUUUCAUAUUAAAGAAGGAUAAAAAUAUUCAACAUGAGGCCAGAUAUUGACUGAAGUGAAUUGCUUUCACCUGUGUUACUUGCUAAUAAAUGUUGUACAAAACUUUUACCUUUGUGUACCUCCACACUGACUGUAUUAAUUACUUUGCUACAAAUGUCUCAGUCACUUUUCAUCUGAUUACCUUUUUACCUGCCUCACUAAUCAGACUUCCUUCAACUUGUUUCACUCAUUAUCUGAUACCCUUUGGCUCCAUAUUAUUCUCCACACCAAGCUCAGUCUGCUCUGCCGGCCAGUGCACCUUCACCUGUGUUUUGCCCCUCCACCAGGCUGUGCUGCUUGGACUGUUUCCAAAGGCAUCAUUAAACUCAUCUAUUUUAAGACUUGAGUAUUUGUAAACAACUUGCAUCAGUGCCUUGGACUGUUUCACGGGAUCAGUGUGUUGUGCAAGCCUCCUAGUAUUAGUAUUACUAGCGAAUGCCUCUGCUGUAGAUAUGCUCAAGAUUUGAUGACCUGUGACAUGCUUUACAGUAGCAAGAUGCAGUGGAGAUAAGAGAAUUGUUAGGGCCAGCAGAUCAGACUUUGCUGAGGAUGAUUGCAACCUUUAUUUCAGCUUCCAGACUGACAGUGACUGAUGGUAAUAUGGAAGACAGAAGAAGAAAAACAACAUUUACAUUUUCUUUCUUUGGCUGCAGGAAGUCAAUAAAUUUCCAUGCCCUUGUGUGUGUACAUGUGUGUUGAUAGAUGAUCAUAAAUUGAAUAGCUUUUCACUUGUAUUUGGUAGAUUAUCAGAAAAUCAUAGCUAUUAAAUGUGGACAGAUGAUA
Messenger RNA from Pomacea canaliculata, 1273 nucleotides. RefSeq names its product EF-hand calcium-binding domain-containing protein 10-like. The record is from RefSeq and is a predicted model, not a curated record. Gene Ontology annotation, molecular function: calcium ion binding. Lineage: Eukaryota; Metazoa; Mollusca; Gastropoda; Architaenioglossa; Ampullariidae. The coding region runs from base 14 to 448 and encodes 144 amino acids. The transcript has 4 exons.